Messenger RNA from Linnemannia hyalina, 237 nucleotides. The record is from the annotation of a GenBank genome assembly. Lineage: Eukaryota; Fungi; Mortierellomycota; Mortierellomycetes; Mortierellales; Mortierellaceae.
AUGGAUAAUGCGAGCGAUGACAACAAUAAUCAGCGGGAAACGGUUGCAAUAUCUCGUCGGCUUUACCAAGAGCGACUCGGUGCCAAGGGUCUCGACACGGUCAUAUCCCAAUUACAGCCUCUCACCCUUGAGUCCGUCGCUGAGUACCUCAACUAUGUGAUCGAGAACCGCGAGGCAAUCUUGAACCUCUUCUACUCAUCUCCUUGGUACAUCAGGAAGAGCUGGGAGAACAGCUAA